Molecule: messenger RNA, 974 nt
Organism: Manis pentadactyla (Chinese pangolin)
Lineage: Eukaryota; Metazoa; Chordata; Mammalia; Pholidota; Manidae
Gene: GPX4
Product: glutathione peroxidase 4
Exons: 7
Biological process (GO): response to oxidative stress
Molecular function (GO): glutathione peroxidase activity
Source: RefSeq, a predicted model, not a curated record
CCGGAGUCGGGCGGCAUGGGCCGCGCGGCCGCCGGCUCUCCGGGACGCCGCAGGCAGCGGUGCCGUUUGCCGGGCAGGCGGCGGCGGCGCCGAGUCCUCCGGCGGCGAAAAGCCCCGGCGUGCGGGCGCCAGAGAGCGCGCCCCCGGCGGAAGAGAGCGCCCAGGAGCCCUGGGCGGGCGGAGCUUGCGGCCAGGGAGAACGAAUGCUGCGUUGCGUGUCCUGACCCGGACCCGUGCGCGGCCCGCGACGACUGGCGCUCUGCCCGCUCCAUGCACGAGUUCUCAGCCAAGGACAUCGAUGGGCACAUGGUUAACCUGGACAAGUACCGGGGCUUCGUGUGCAUCGUCACCAACGUGGCCUCGCAAUGAGGCAAAACAGACGUAAACUACACUCAGCUCGUCGACCUGCACGCCCGAUACGCUGAGUGCGGUUUGCGGAUCCUGGCCUUCCCCUGCAACCAGUUUGGGAAACAGGAGCCAGGGAGCAACGCGGAGAUCAAAGAGUUUGCCGCUGGCUAUAACGUCAAGUUUGAUAUGUACAGCAAGAUCUGUGUGAACGGGGACGAUGCCCACCCGCUGUGGAAGUGGAUGAAAGCCCAGCCCAAGGGGAGGGGCACCCUGGGGAAUGCCAUCAAAUGGAACUUCACCAAGUUCCUCAUCGACAAGAACGGCUGUGUGGUGAAGCGGUAUGGGCCCAUGGAAGAGCCCCUGGUGAUAGAGAAGGACCUGCCCUGCCACUUCUAGCCCCACCUGAACAGUGUGCACCCCUUGCCCGAGUCCACUGCCUCGCUGUUAAGAGCCUUCCCCCCCGGCACCCAUGACGGUCUGCCUGGAAACCAGCCUGCUGGUGGGACAGACCCGAGAACCCGGCGUGCACCUUUGCCGGCAGAAGGCCCCUCGGCCCGGCCUAGCUUGUGGCUUGGCGCACCCCCAACCCUAACUGUUUUCCUGUGGGAAUAAAAUAUAAAAAUUGG